CCUCAGUGUGAAUCCGGCGGGCGUAGGUGAAGGACGUUGCUGCGCGUGCCUCCUUCCCUCUCGGCCCUCGCUUCCCGCCUCUCCCCGGCCUUCACCUCGCGCGGGGCAACACAAUGACCGGCGCCGCUCUCAGGCUGGCGGUGGUGGCGGUGGCGGCGGUGACGGCGGGAUGGUGGUGGAAUGUGGCCGCCGACCCUGCCUUCCCAGUGAGCUACAGGACCAAGGGGAACAGCCUGCCGGAGAGGAGAGAAAGCGUGGAGGAGGUGGACUUACUGCAGGCUAUCGCGGUGCCCUUCGAAGACCCCUCCACCCAGUACUUCGUGACGGGCUUCGAUGGAUUCCCCGCCUUCGGGUUCAAAGUCGGCGCCAGCAUCAAACAUCCCUUCAGACUCUUCCUGCCCGAGCGCCUCUACAGGGAGUUCUCGAUCCAGGCCGCCGUUAAGCCCGACACAGAGGAGCCAAUGUUCCUCUUCGCAGUAACCAACCCGCUGGAGAACCUCGUACAGCUCGGCGUCUCCCUCUCCCCAAGUGUUCCGGGCGCCUCCAACCUCUCGCUCUUCUACACGGACGCCGAGAGACACAUGACCUCGCAAACCAUCGCCUCCUUUCUCGUUCCGCAGUUCAAGGGAGUGUGGACCAGGUUCGCGUUCCGGGUCACCGCCGCGGAGGUUCAGCUUUGGUUUAACUGUCAGCGCUACAACGAGGUGGUGGUGCAUCGUGUCCCCCAGCAGCUCGUGUUUGACUCCGCCUCCACGCUGUACAUCGGCCAGGCGGGGGGGAUCUUCAAGGGAUACUUCGAGGGGGCGCUGCAGGAACUCCGGAUCUACAGCUCCCCCGACAUGGCACAAGUCCAAUGUAACAACCAUUUCGCGUACCACACCUCGGGGUCAGGUGACGGGCGUGCUGACCUGCCCGUGCUGGAGGAGGACAGUUUCACGUUCGACAUGGAAGAGGAAGAGGAGGAAGAUUUGCCACUCCCGAGGUUGGAGGGUUCGGGGCUGGACUUCGACGGCGCCCCUCCCCCCCUACCGCCCCCGCCCCCCCCUCGAGGCUGCGACGACAAGCACUGUAGGGCGGUGGGCAUGACGUGGGCAUGUAAGGGCAUGGAGUGGGAGAAAGCCGUGUACCCGAACCUCCUGGGACACGGGCCGAGGGAGGCGGAGGCGAUGGCGGCGCUGUUCUGGCACCCUCUCAACUCCCUGGGCUGCAAUAAGGAGUUCCGCUUCGUCGUGUGCUCCCUGCUGGCCCCACCCUGCCGCCCUGGCCUGCACAAACCCCUGCCGCCCUGCCGAGAGGUCUGCGAGGUGGGGCUGCGUCAGUGCCUCCCUGUCAUGUACCGGAACCUUCUCCCCUGGCCUCAGAACACCUUUACCUGCACCAUGCUCCCCUACAGCCACCAGGACUCUUGUUUGAGGUACCACCAGGGGCAGGUUGUGUUUCCGAAAGGGUUGGAAUCCCACUGCGCCACCCAGGGCCUCUCCGAGUACUAUGAUGAUGAAUUUAAUGACUCGGUGACCUCAGAUAACCACCACCGCAUUCUGGACUUCGAGGAUGACGAGUACGAUGAGUCUAGUCACUUGGGAUACCACGAAGACCCUCAAGACUUCGAUGGGGAUGACUUCGGCGGCCCAACAAGCUCCAGGGACCAUCUUCGGGUGUUCGGUGACGGUGCUGAUGAUGGUGAUGGUGCCCUGGCCCACUCCGGAGACCACGCUCUUCAGGACUUCGAUGUUCGCUGUGAUGGGGACUUCUGCGAUGACUCCGACGGGGAUGAUGGUGGUAGUGGUGGUUAUCGUAGUAGUGAUGACGAUAUGGAGGGGUCAGGAAGGACGCUCACCACUACUCCCACCACCACCACUACCACCACUACCACUGCACCCACUACCACCACUACCACUACUACUACCACUACUCCAAUGCCUAAGAUAUCAUUCGUUACCACCACUCCUACUACCACCAUCCUCCCUUCCCCCUCCUCCUCCUCCUCCUCCUCCUCUUCUCGCGGGCACCAAGAAGCGGGUUACCUCGUGUCCAGCGGUGCGGUCAACGAUUUUCUCGCUCUUCCCGGACCAAAGGGAGAGAAAGGGAGCAGAGGUCCGAGGGGUCCCCCAGGGGAGUCCAUAGCGGGUCCCCCCGGGCGACCAGGCCCCCCCGGUCCCCCAGGCCCCUCGACGAGAAAGAUUCCCUUCCCGCCGGACGAGGAGAACGGGGUGGACGCGGAGGUGUGGGCGCGGCGCGGGGAGUGUGCCUGCAACACUACACACCUGGUGGCCGCUGUGUUGGCGCAGAUCCCUCGUGGGCCGCGGGGACCCAAGGGAGUGCCAGGCAGGGACGGCGUGGCGGGCACCCCGGGCACGUCGGGACGGUCGGGGCCCCCGGGGGAGCGCGGCCCCCAGGGGGAGAAGGGAGACAAGGGGGACAGAGGCGGCACGGGGAGGCGAGGAGCGGACGGGCCCCAGGGAGCCAAAGGGGAGUCUGGGCUGGAUGGACCCCCGGGGCAGCGUGGGGAGCCUGGCGCACAGGGACCCCCGGGGCAACCAGGCUGGGCCAACCACGACCCACAAUGGAAGCCGCGCAAUAUGUUCAAGCUCGAGAACGGAAUGACGGUGGCCCCAGCUCGCCCCGGGACCCCAGGCGCCCCGGGGGUGAAGGGGGAGCAGGGGGCGCUGGGGGAAAGGGGCCCAAGAGGUCACCCCGGGAGUAAAGGGGAGAAAGGGGAGAAUGGAAGCCCUGGGGAGAAGGGUGACGAGCAAAAAAUGCUGAUUCUUACAUUUUAUCCUUUCUCUCUUCCUUUCUUUUUUCUUUCUUUUAUUCUUUCUUUCCACCUUUCCGGCCUGGCAGGUGAGAAGGGCAGCGCCGGGCGUGGGCUACCAGGACCCCCGGGCAUCCCUGGCAAGAUGACGGAGGAGGACCGAGCCGAAAUCUUCAAGCAGCUGGUGGAGCGGCUGGAGAGCAAGAACCUGGGCAGCGGGUCUCACCUGGGGGAAGGCAUCGGCGUUUGGGACCCCAGUGGAGGACUUACCUGGGUGGAAGAAACAGACGACGAGGAGCUGGGGCGUGGCAGUGAAGGCUCCGGCGGUGUGCUGUAUGUGCCCUACCACCCCAAGGAAGGUCGAGGGCUGCGUGGUCCCCCCGGUUCCCCAGGCCCCCGCGGGCCCCAGGGGAUGGAGGGCAUCCAGGGGCUGAUGGGACCCCCGGGGGAUCGAGGCCCCCCCGGCCAGCCCGGCAUGGAUGGGUUACCAGGUCCGAAGGGCGACAAGGGCGAGGGGGGCACCCCAGGUCGGGACGGGACACCAGGUCCUGUGGGUCCCCUCGGGGCGAAGGGUGAGCGGGGCCUGCCGGGUGUGUCGGGGCAGGUGGCCACGCUGGUGCUGCCCGACGGGAGCAACGUGACGGUGGUCAAGGGCGACAAGGGUGACAGAGGACGCCGCGGGAAGAGGGGGCGGAGGGGACCACAGGGACCCCCAGGACCCACGGGGGAGCUGGGCUUACCUGGAUGGCCGGGUGCCCCCGGUCGGCCCGGCCCCCAAGGCCCCCCCGGGAAGGGCCUGAAAGGUGAGCCAGGCCCCCCAGGACCGCCGGGCCCCCCAGGACCCACCCCGCCCCCUGGCAUCCUGAACGGCAUACUGGGCAGCAGCAGUUCUGACGUGGCGGAGGCUCGUGAGGGUCCCCCAGGCCCCGUCGGCCCCAGUGGCCCCAGUGGCCCCCCAGGACCCCCGGGCCCCCCAGGAGCUGAGGGCCCCCCAGGCAAGCCCGCUCCCCCCAGUGAGAAUGUCCACGGCUACAUCCCCGUGCCCGGCCCACCAGGCCCCCCAGGACCCCCAGGACCUCCCGGUCCACGCGGCAGCCCUGGCCCCAGCACGCCGGAGCAGGGAGGUCCGAGCCAGGGGACACCAAGCAGCCCGUCCUCCCAGCCACCGAACAUAGGGCAAAGAGGAGGCGGCGGUUUUGGUGGCAUAGACGAGCUGAGACGCAUCACAGGACACAGAGGGAACAGAGGUCCCUCGGGGCAGGACGGCGGCCCCCUGGUGGUGCCCAGUGUGGUCACCUACACGGACCGGGCCUCCAUGCUUAAGAUGAGCGACGCGACCCCCGUGGGCAGCCUCGCCUUCCUGCUGGACGAGGAGAAAAUGCUCGUGCGCAUCAACAGGGGAUGGCAGCACGUCAGCUUGGGGUCAGUGGUCACCCCGCCAACCACCACCCCCGCCCCGCCCACCACCAACCCCCCGACCACCGACACCACCACCACCCCGCCCUCCGCUGUCGGCACCCCUUCCCUGCAGGUACACUCGCUCCAUAACAACAAGGACGGGCCAAAGGAAGAAUUGACGAAGCUCCGCCUCGCCGCCCUGAACCAGCCCUACACCGGGGAUAUGCGCGGGGUGAGGGGCGUGGACUAUACAUGCUACAGAGAGGCGCGCAGGGCGGGUCUCAGUGGUACCUUCCGGGCCUUCCUCACCUCCAGAAUACAGAACCUGGACUCCAUCGUGAGGAAGGUGGAUGCUGACCUACCUGUCGUGAAUAUCAAGGGCGAGGUUCUCUUCAACACCUGGCGCGGCAUCUUCUCCGGGGACGGCGGACGGUUCAUGCAGAGGCCCAGGAUCUUCAGUUUCGACGGGAAGGAAGUGUUGAGCAGCCCGGAGUGGUGA
This is a messenger RNA of Eriocheir sinensis (Chinese mitten crab), 4649 nucleotides long. RefSeq names its product collagen alpha-1(XVIII) chain-like. Gene Ontology annotation, molecular function: protein binding. Bases 114 to 4649 code for a protein of 1511 amino acids. Lineage: Eukaryota; Metazoa; Arthropoda; Malacostraca; Decapoda; Varunidae. The transcript is spliced from 32 exons. The record is from RefSeq and is a predicted model, not a curated record.